Molecule: messenger RNA, 2384 nt
Organism: Copidosoma floridanum
Lineage: Eukaryota; Metazoa; Arthropoda; Insecta; Hymenoptera; Encyrtidae
Gene: mRRF2
Product: mitochondrial ribosome recycling factor 2
Biological process (GO): mitochondrial translation; ribosome disassembly
Cellular component (GO): mitochondrion
Molecular function (GO): GTPase activity; GTP binding
Source: RefSeq, a predicted model, not a curated record
AUGUCCCUUUAAUUGACAGAGAGUGUCAAUUUUACCAAACCAAAUUACCUUAUUAUAAUGCUGUUUAGAAAUGUUAUAAGGACAUGUAUUUAUGAAAUUCGCAAGUGUUCGUUGCAUCAAAAAAGUGCAGUGCAAGUUGCUAGUGAAAAAUGCGACAUCGAAAGUAUACGAAACAUCGGUAUACUCGCCCACAUAGACGCCGGAAAAACAACAACAACGGAGCGCAUGUUGUACUAUUCUGGCACCAUAGAGCAAAUGGGUGAAGUUCACGAAGGAAGUACAGUUACAGACUUUAUGGAUCAAGAACGACAGCGAGGAAUAACAAUUUGCUCUGCAGCUGUUACUUUUAGUUGGAAGAACCAUAGGUUUAAUUUAAUAGAUACCCCUGGUCAUAUAGAUUUUACUAUGGGUGUAGAACAAACUCUUGGAGUGUUGGAUGGAGUGGUCGUUGUGCUCGAUGGCAGUGCUGGAGUUGAAGCUCAGACACUAACCGUUUGGAGACAAGCUGAUAGAUAUUUCUUGCCUAGAAUAGUUUAUGUGAAUAAGAUGGACAGGCCUGAUGCCGAUUUUCAGAUGUGCUUAAAAUCUAUGGAAUCGAGAUUGGAUGCUGUCACGUUUCCAGUGCAUAUGCCUUUUAAAGAUAAAAAUGGGUUAGCAGGGUUGAUUGAUGUGAUCACUCUGGAAAAAGUUAUUUUCGAUAAGAAGGCACGAGGGAGAACUGUUACAAAGACGCAACUUGUUGAUGAUGAAAAUUCAGAACUUUUGGAAGAAGCUAUAGAGCAAAGGAGAUAUCUUACUGACAAGUUGUCUGGUGUAGAUGAUGAACUGGCAAAUACAAUUAUUGAACAGGACUCGUUGGACAAGGUACCUCCUCAAGCUCUAGUUGAUUCUUUGUACAGGGCAACAGUAUCGCGUAAAGGGGUUCCAGUGCUACUGGGCAGUUCUUACAAAAAUAUUGGUGUUCAAUCUCUAAUGGAUGGAGUAAUACUAUACCUCCCAACUCCAAAUCAGAAUCAGUUAGCAAAAUUGUACAGGAGUUUUGGUAAACAUUUGUCAGCCAGAGUAUUCAAAAUCAUCCAUGACAAGCAGAAAGGUCGGAUUACAUUUUUUAGAGUGUACACAGGAUCACUGUCAAAAAAUCAGAAAAUCUACAACGUUCAAAGGGAUAAAACUGAAAUGAGUGCAAAACUUUACGCAGCCUAUGCCGACGAUUACGAGGAAAUUUCAGAGGUAGGCGCGGGUAACAUUGCAGCUCUUACAGGCUUGAAGUACACAGUUACGGGAGAUCUACUGACGAAUUCCAGCUCUGUAGCAAGUGGUGUCAAAAAACAAGUGACAACCAGUGGCUCCCUAUGCCCUGGAGAUGUAGAAAAGUUAUUUUCUAUUGGAACAAGUGUACCAGAUCCUGUUUUCUUCUGUUCCAUAGAACCGCCUUCCCUGACUUAUGUUGCGCCUUUAGAGUCAGCUCUUCAAGAACUAGAGAUAGAAGAUCCCAGUCUGCGAGUUAAUUACGACUCUGAAAAUGACCAAAUAAUUUUAGGUGGAAUGGGCGAACUGCACAUUGAUAUUAUAAAAGAAAGAGUACGAAGGGAGUACAAAAUUGACGUGGAAUUGGGAGAAUUGCAAAUAGCUUAUAAGGAAACUAUUGUAAAUCCAGUAAAAGACAUGUACGUCGCUCAGCACGAAAUCGCCAAUUCCAAGCAUGAAGUUUCCAUGACGUUCUCAGUGGUUCCAGAUUACAAGGGUAAGGACCAGCUCAUUCUUGAUCACGGCAAGGAUUGUGCUUCCAACAUAGCAGCUAUACAGCAAAAGUACAUGCUUGCCAUUAAAAAAGGCGUCACGACAGCUUUCUCAAGCGGACCAAAGUUAAGCUGUCCCAUCGUCAACACCGCCGCCAAGCUGCACCUUUUCCAAGUCAAAUCAGGAACAUCAGAGUCCAUCGUCUCUGCUGCCGUGACUCAAUGUUUGAGACAGCUAAUGAAAAAAAGUGGUUCGAUAUUGCUGGAGCCAAUCAUGAACGUUGAGGUGGUUACUCUGGAGGAAAAGUCAGCGGGUGUUCUUGGAGAUUUGUCAAAACGCAGAGGAGAAAUUAAAACGAUAGAUGUAAGAGGACGAAAUAAAAUAAUAUCGUGUCUGGUUCCGUUGUCGGAAUUACUGGGAUACUCGACGCAACUUCGAAUAAUGACGUCCGGCCAUUCUACGUUUGCAAUGGAAUUUAGUCAUUACCAGCAAAUGAAUUCGCUUGCUGAGCAAGAUGCAAUUAAAAGAAUAACUGGUUUUUGAAGAAAAAUUAAGCGAAACCAUGAUUUAAUCUGUAAAUAAAUAGUGAGUUUUAAGUAAUUGUAAAUCUUCUUCGGUACUGUAAAUAAAAAAUAUAGUUGUUC